Molecule: messenger RNA, 3609 nt
Organism: Phymastichus coffea
Lineage: Eukaryota; Metazoa; Arthropoda; Insecta; Hymenoptera; Eulophidae
Gene: lili
Product: protein Lilipod
Exons: 7
Coding region: 512-2146 (544 amino acids)
Biological process (GO): signal transduction
Molecular function (GO): transmembrane signaling receptor activity
Source: RefSeq, a predicted model, not a curated record
ACACGGUAUUAAUCUACGAGUACUAGUAACAGUAAUAUCAUAUAAUAGUCAGUAUUUUCAUAAACUAUAAGGAGAUAGCUUUCUUUUGUAAUCUCCAGUACUAGGCUGUACAAGGUAUAAUUAAAUAAAAUAUUCUCGCGUCCCCCCGGGGAUGAAGACUACAAUUUUAUUGUUUGACUAACGAGCUUGUGUCGUCUUUCGAGCUUUGGUAGGCAUAAGCAGAUCUAAUUUAACGCAAUAAAGUUCCAAAUGUAAAAAAAAAACAAAAUCUAAGUUUGCCUUGGUCGUGUGUGCAUUCGUCGUGGGUGUCGAUGUGCAUUGUAGGAAACAAAACAAAACAAAGGGACGGAUUGGGGAAGGGAAGUUGGUUGAUAAAGCGUACAAGGUAGCGAUGACGGUGUACUAGGACUUGACAAACAAAACAGAUAAUAAGCAUUCAGGGAAGGAGCAAAUAAUAUGUCGCGUGGCGCUCAGCCGAUCGGACAUCCCUGUACGGCACAUAGAUUAAAACAUGGAAGAUGAGGCAGACAUCAGAGAGCAGCUAUUUCACAACACUGUGCGAGAGUACAUAAUAUUUUUGCUGUUGUUCCUGGUGCUGUACAUAUCAAGCUACGCGCUAAUAUCGCGCUUCAGGUGGCGAGCUGGUGAGGACUACCUGGUAGCGGUUGACGAAGAUGAAGCGACGGUCUACAGAAUCAGCCUCCGGCUGUGCGCCUCGGCCCUGGCUGUCUCCAUUGGCGCCACUCUCUUGCUACCUGUCAGCACCGUUAGCAACGAAGUACUCAUUCUCUAUCCCAACAGCUACUACGUUAAGUGGCUUAACAGUUCUCUUAUACAAGGCCUUUGGAAUCUCAUAUUCCUCUUCUCCAACAUGUCGCUGUUCGUAUUUCUUCCGUUCGCCUAUCUCUUCACCGAAUCCGAAGGAUUCGUUGGCUAUAGGAAAGGCGUUAUGGCAAGGGUUUACGAAACAGUUACAGUAUUGUGUUUGCUGGGUGCCAUGGUUCUUGGUAUGACUUACAUCCUCUCGGCAAUCUUGGAUCGCCAAAAAUCUAGCCUUCACACUCUUCUAAACAUCUGGAGUUACUAUUUGCCGUUUCUCUAUUCGUGCGUGUCUUUCGUUGGUGUGGUCAUGCUGCUGCUGUGUACGCCGAUAGGAUUUGUGAGGCUGUUUGCCGUAGUUGGCUCUUUCUUGGUGAAGCCUCAGUUUCUGAAUAAUCUAGAGGAGGAGUUCUGCGCAUAUAGACUGGAGGAAGACUGCAUCAAGCGUAGGCUGGAGCACGCAAAGGCUACCGGCAAAUCUUACGUGUCGCCAGCUCCAAUGUCCCUGCCUGCAGGCAGCGAUAAGUUGACCAGCAACGGUGAAGAGAACUGGCGUCAGACCGAAAGGCGGCCGGACGCUGACGAAGAACCGUUCUGCUUCAAGCCGGGUCUCAUGAGUCUGAAGAAUGGGGCGCUUCAGCGUGGCCUGGCCCAGCGCCUCGAAGACAUACAGCUCAGGCGGCAGUCGCUCGAUGAACAGCGGCGCACCUGGUGGGUGCGUCGUACCCUCCUCUACCCUGUAGCCAUGCUCGGCCUCUUAAUUUUUUCCACGGCUACGGCCUUCCUUGCCGUGCAAAAUACUCUUCAGCUUCUGAUUGGCAUCAAGGCCUUGCCCCUUAGUACCAGACAGUUCACCCUGGGAAUCAAUUCGCUCUACAAGCUUGGCCCCAUUGGUGCCACUAUCGAGGUCACGCUCAUUUUGUAUCUCGCUAUCACCAGUGCAGUUGGUCUCUAUACACUACCCGGCGUUAGCAGGGUCCGUCCACGACUUCAUUCUACUCCGCUCACACACCUCAUCGCCAAUUGUGCCCUGCUGCUCGUCCUCAGCUCGGCUCUACCUCUCAUAUCCAGAAUUAUUGGUCUCACCAAUUUCGAUUUGCUCGGCGACUUUGGUCGUAUCGAGUGGCUUGGUAAUUUUAAACUAGUACUCUUUUACAACGUCAUCUUUGCUGCUGCAACGCUUGGCUGCCUCGUCACCAAAUUCACCGCUACUGUGCGUAAGGAGAUUUACGCCAGACUCCGGAGUGCUAUCCUCUCUAUUUUCAGCAGGCGAAACCGCAGUCGGAAGCCUGCCGCCGUUGGAAACCUCUCUACCAAGGAUGAAUAGACUGAUUCUCGUGAUUGCGAUUUUUUAAUGCCGCGUUUAGAUUUUAUUCGACUAUUACGUGUCAAAUUAGUAAAAUUUUAAGACGCAAACGUGCUCACUUAUCGUAGAAAAAUAUAUAUUUUCCGAUUGUUUUAUUCACAACGUGAAAGUAUGGUGAGCAAAAAAAUUGAUAGAAGAAUAGUUAGUACGGAGUCAUCUAUUUUUAUCGAUAGUACAGUAAUUGCAAAGAAUAUUAUCAUAAGUGAUUUUUUUUCGUCUAUCCAUAAACAAUGAGUGGGGCAAUAAGAUAAAUUCAUAUAUUAAAAUGACUUGAAACAAAAAUUUCAAUGUAUAUGUAAAAAUUGUCAGACAUUGUAAGUUGUGUAAGUAGAUUUUAAUAGUUGUAACACAGAAAAAAAACAAUGAGGAUAUCAGCUAUAGCAAUUUGAAACUUGAAUAUGGCGAUUCAUAGAGGUAGAUGAAAAUGAAUCAAUAGAUGAACUUUUUUAAAUGUUGUGUUACAAUAUCAUGCAUGCUAAAAGAAAGUUAAUCUUUCACAUAAGACUGGAUGUUUUAAGUAAUUUAUGUUGAUAAUUAAAAUUAAACUUAACAAUUUAGUCAUAAUUGUCAUCAUCGUCAACAAUAAAUAUUAAAGAUUAAAAAAUAAUAAAUAAUAAUGAAAUUUGAAACUGAAAAAUCUGAAAUAUGAAGAAUAGGAUUCAUGAGAUUGUUUGCGCUGGUUGGAUCUUUCUUGGUGAAGCCUCAGUUCCUGAAUAAACUGAUGAAUAGUUAUGGAUUAUCAAUUAUUUUUUAUAAACCUGGAGAUUAUUUAUCGACUUAAGCUUGGUAGAAAUUAUUUUAGGGCCUUCUUUGGUUCUUCUUCAUGAUAAUUACGCAGUUUUCAGUACCACUCAUUGUCAGUCGCUUAUUUCGAUGAGCUUAAAGAUCCAUCAACUCGAUUAAAAUAAUUCUGAAGUUUUCUUGAGAAUUGUUUGCUAUUUAGUUAAGAAAACUCGAGUUUAUUCUUUUAUCAGAUACGGCAUCAGCGCAAUUUGCUUUAUCUCAUGUUAUAGCUCUGACUGAUCAUCUUCUAUUAUUAAAACUGCUUCUUUAUAAAUUCCUUUUUCCUUACAAUCGUCAUACUCACGAGCUUUCUCUCAUCUAUCUUCUUUCUUUGGCUUUUGUACUAAUAAUAGUGGCUACGUUAGACAUUGUUGAAACCGGAUUUAUGUUGUUAUUUACCAGAAAUUAAACAAAACAACCUUGUUUUCAUUUGUAAAUAACAAAAAUUAAUUAUAUAGUUUAUUUGUUUUGCAAGUCAACAUGAACGUCUAAAAAGUUGUAGAUAAAAGGUAUGUAAAUACUUUACACAGAAGAAUUCGUAUUUAAAAAAAUACUCAAAUAAAAAAUUUAUUAAACAAUUUAAAAAAUUUAGGCGGUGCAACGUUGGAUGUUUUGGUACGAGUUUCAGAUUCACCUUACAA